ACCGUUUUUUCGCCAAAGCAUGCUUACCGUGCAUGUAGUCAAGGUCGCCCUGCUGUAUGUUUCGAUAUUGUAGUAAAUUAAUUUUACUUGUAGGGCGCAUUCCAAAAGGUAUCCGCAUCAACAUACGCUAUAAUUAUAUCAUCAAUUAUUUUUAGGCGUUGCAUGAUUUCCGCUGAGUGCUCCGGUUACGGGUCUGCAAAAAAUAACGCGAGCAACGUAUGCUGUAUCAGGAUGUGGAGUCCCUGGCGCUCAAGGACGGAGUUGUAUUGGAAGAAAGUGGCAGGGAAUGGCCGUCCUGCCUAACACCGUGAGCUCUUUAGGACCGAGGGGAGGGCUGCUCGACUCACUGAAUCUCGAUCGGGAGAAUGAGCCUUCAAUAGGCUCACACGGCGCUAUCCCUUUCCCCCUGCGCGUCUCCCCUACGUCUGUCCUUCCUAAAGACGCAUGCAUACAUCGACACCGAGGGGAGAUGGACGUGCAAUUCCCUCUGCAUAGCGUGGGACUAUAAGGCUGUUGCUGAAGGGCAAAGACUAUCUUAGUGAUGUGCUUUAAUAUUUUUUGUAUUAAGGUAUAAUCCUAUCGAAAUCUAAUCCUAAAACGGGCCAGAACUCGGACGAUUGGGAGUCUUAAACUAUUUUAAAGCCUGCGAUGCAAUCUUGGUGUAGACUGGACAUCGAGAGAAGAUCGUAACCGGGGGAAACCCAGAUUGUCCUGCCGCCGAGGGUUUAUGUGUUUGCAGGGGAUCCUCAUCGCAGAGCGCUCUUUCACCUUGGAAGAGGCUGCUUUGAAGAAACAGGACAGAAAGGGACACAGGUAGAGACUCGUGCCCACAGGAAGGCACCAUGGAGCGGCCACCGGAGGAGAAGGACCUGCCGGUGCAGAGGAGUGGAGUAGGGGGGGAGCCGGCAGUGGGCCCCCAACGCAAUGGGCUCAUCAACACCCGCAACCUGAUGGUGGAGUCCAAAGACGGAUUGGUGUCGGUAUACUCGGCUCCGCAGUACCAGGGGCACGUCGUGGUCAACCUUUCGCCCCAGCAGGAGAAGAACCCAGCCCCCCAGCUGCUGAAUCCUGGGUCUCUGUCCCAGGCCGUGGACCCCCACUUUCGGCCCAACCUCAUCCUAUGCUCGGAAAACAUGCUGAAGGCCUGGGGUGACGGGGACUGCUGCGAGACCACCUUCAUCGAGGAGCUCUCGCCUGCCACCAAGGAGGGGCUCGUAUUCGCUGACGGCAAGUUCCUGGACCUGUCGGGCGAGGACGCCAAGAUCCAGACACUCUCCUAUGACAUGGAUGACGAGGAUGACUUUCAGGAGCUGGAGAGCGAGUACUCAAGUGAUACGGAGAGCGAGGACAACUUCCUCAUGAUGCCCCCCAGGGACCAUCUGGGCCUGAGCGUCUUCUCCAUGCUCUGCUGCUUCUGGCCCCUGGGCAUCGCCGCCUUCUACUUGUCUCAUGAGACAAACAAGGCUGUAGCCAAGGGGGACUUUCACAUGGCCAGCUCCAGCUCGCGACGGGCGCUCUUUCUGGCUGUGCUGUCAAUCACCAUCGGGACGGGAAUCUAUGUGGGCGUGGCAGUGGCACUCAUCGCUUACCUCUCCAAGAACAGCCACUUGUAACCACCGACUACAUCGUCGAGGUGGCCUGAAGAUAAAAUAGCAACUGCCCCCAAGCUCUAUAACAAAGGCAAUCAGUAACUGGUCCCUGUUAUUAUUCUUGUAAUAUUACCUACACUUUUCUGAUUGCUUUUGCUGUGGCCCGACACACACGUACAGAAACUCACUUCAGGGUGUCUGCAGGGAGCGUGAUCACCUCUUAGCAUUGCCAAGACCUUUUGAAGACCAGCUCCACACUGCUGAUGACCAUGACUGGCAUGCAACAGAGCAGCAGAGACUGUGAAGCUGAAGGUUCUGCUCUUUUAAUUCUGAUUAACCAUCAUGCUGCUGGACACUCCCACUGACGGGCUGGGACCUCUUGUGUUUUUGGAGGAAUGACCUCGUACUUGAUGGUACAGCUGUGUUUCACUACUGGAUUUAGUCACAAGGAACCUAUUUGAGCCAAAACUUAUGCUAGUGUUGUAUGAGUAAUGAACAAGACAUACAGGACAGGUGGAUGCGUGUGAGUUGCACAGUACUUGCUACGUUUUGUCUGUGACACACUUGCUGCAUUCACCUUCUCUGCCCACCAGCAGACUAUAUGACAACAGUCUGUGCCGUCUCCCUCAGCAGACCAGCUGUCCAGAAGAGGGCAGUGUUGCAGACACAGAAAUGACCUUGCAUUUGUGUAUAUGCACGUACAUACCCAAAUGCAUAUUGUUGUAAAUUCUGUAUUUUUCUUCCGUGCACAUUAAAA
Molecule: messenger RNA, 2346 nt
Organism: Brienomyrus brachyistius
Lineage: Eukaryota; Metazoa; Chordata; Actinopteri; Osteoglossiformes; Mormyridae
Product: synapse differentiation-inducing gene protein 1
Exons: 4
Coding region: 843-1613 (256 amino acids)
Biological process (GO): synaptic vesicle clustering; positive regulation of synapse assembly
Cellular component (GO): excitatory synapse; intracellular membrane-bounded organelle; synaptic vesicle membrane
Source: RefSeq, a predicted model, not a curated record